AUGGCAGCAGCACAAGCCCGAGCUGCUUGGCAGCGCAUUGCUAAUCGUGUCUUCGUCCAAGAUGAUGCCAAGAGAGCUCCAAAGUUUGCCAGUUUCUCGCCGUCCUCAUUAAUGCUGCUGCCUGAUUCGGGCAUUACUGGUUUGCCGAAGGGAUCGUAUCGGCCUGCCUCAAAUCGAAACAUAAUGAGUUCCAGUCUACCACCUGAGACAGGAUCCUGCUUCCAUCCCCGCAGAAACUUCGACUCCCAGAAGGUUCUCGUCUGUGAAAAUAUGAACGCUUUCGAGAAGGAAACUGUCACCUCAGGCUCUUUGGUCUCUAGGGAUUUGGAUAGUAAUGCUGCUUUCCAUGCUGAUGGUAAGAGCUCUGGGUCAAUUGAGGCAGCAUGGAAGGUUUCGACGGGUUUAAGGAACCAUCAAGGCGAAGAAAGCAUCGACGACCUGGACGCGAUGAACAGUGAUGCCUGUAAGAACGCUGCUGACUGGUUAUUUUUACAGAAGUCAGAGAAGAACAGUUUUGGAUCAGAGACACCUCUGGGAAGUGAGAAGAUCGAGCCAUGGUGGCGGAUUGCAGAGACGGGCGAGUUGACACUGCUGGUCAUGCAAAAAUCGUCGGAGCGCGUUGAAAACUGCGAUCUUCCUCGACCUCAGACCAUGCUGUUCUGCGGAGAUCCGCUGGGCCCUCUUGAGAUAUUCAGCUUUGAUAGAUCCUGCGCACGAGAUCCAUUGAAUGACGCGAGUAUCAGCUCAACGUCUGGGAGUCAUUUGGGCAGAAGCUAUCAGACUCUCAAUGAAGCUGGCCAUCCUCCACCGUACAAUUCAUAUAGAAACUCCUGGUAUUCUUGAAGAGCAAGAACUAGUUUUUCUUACUUACAUCUUUGCCGUCUCUUAGAUGUGAAUUCUAUGCAGCGACGAUCCGCCGGAAGCGUAUCCCGGUUGUGGGGGCGAUUCGAGCAGAACUGCAUUACUGGGAGCGCUCCGGUGCUCCCAGACGCGAGCAAGAGAAGCGGAAGCCACAGCCCGGCUGGCUCGCCAUGAGAAGGAGCACAUCGUCAAGCUCAUCUUCAAGCAGGCGUCUCAUGCCUUCGCAUACAGGUUGUGGAUCCGAAUGCUGGAGUGGGAGAGAUUCUUCCUCCAUCAGAGGAUCAAGAAACAACAGCCACCCGUUGGAGGUCUGGUUCAGAGCGAGGUUCUCAAGCAGGAAACGGGGCGGACGAGCCAGAAAUCUGGGCGUGGCAGGAGCAAGGCCGCUGCGCGGGCUGUCGGCCUCGGUCUGGUCGGCGUUGGGCUCCUCAUCGGCUGGUCACUGGGCUGGCUACUGUCUGCCUUCUGA
This is a messenger RNA of Spirodela intermedia, 1330 nucleotides long. The record is from the annotation of a GenBank genome assembly. Lineage: Eukaryota; Viridiplantae; Streptophyta; Magnoliopsida; Alismatales; Araceae.